Penicillium alfredii is the source of this 579-nucleotide messenger RNA. RefSeq names its product mitochondrial 54S ribosomal protein bL12m. Gene Ontology annotation, biological process: translation. Gene Ontology annotation, molecular function: structural constituent of ribosome. NCBI's taxonomy places the organism in Eukaryota, Fungi, Ascomycota, Eurotiomycetes, Eurotiales, Aspergillaceae. The transcript is spliced from 2 exons. The record is from RefSeq and is a predicted model, not a curated record. Gene Ontology annotation, cellular component: ribosome. Bases 1 to 579 code for a protein of 192 amino acids.
AUGGCCCUCCCCGUCCAAGCUGCAGCCCGCUGCUGCAGACACUUCUCCGGCUCUGUCCGCCCGUCCUCCCUGCGCAUCGCGACCUCCGCUACAUAUCUGCCCACAGCCCGCAGCACGCCCAGCAGCCGGCGAUGGGAGUCGACCGAAGCAGCUGCCGCUCCGGCGAACCCGAAGAUCGCGCCAAUUGUUGAUCAGAUCAGCCAAUUGACGCUGCUGGAGACGGCGGACCUGGUGUCUACUCUCAAGACCCGCUUGAACAUCCCCGACAUGCCUGUGGGCGGCUUCGCCAUGGCCCCCGGCGCCGGAGCCCCCGGUGCCGCCGCACCAGUGGAGGAGGAAGAGGCCGCGCCCGCGGCGGCCGAGAAGACACUGUUCAACUUGAAACUGGACUCGUUCGAGGCGGCUUCUAAGCCCAAGGUCAUCAAGGAGAUCAAGACCCUGCUCGGUCUGUCGCUGGUGGACAGCAAGAAGUUCGUCGAGGCCGUGCCUAAGGUCAUGAAGGAGUCGGUGCCCAAGGAGGAGGCGGAGAAGAUUAUUGAGACGCUCAAGGGACUUGGCGCGAAGGCGACCAUGGAGUAA